Molecule: messenger RNA, 2602 nt
Organism: Zerene cesonia (dogface butterfly)
Lineage: Eukaryota; Metazoa; Arthropoda; Insecta; Lepidoptera; Pieridae
Product: trans-Golgi network integral membrane protein 1-like
Exons: 4
Coding region: 214-1584 (456 amino acids)
Source: RefSeq, a predicted model, not a curated record
CAUAUGAUUGUAAUUUGGAUUCCGGUUUCUGGGUUGUGACUUGUGCAUGCAUGCAAUAUUUUAUACAAGGAGUCUAUUAAAAGAACUAGAUGCAUUGACUAUUCAUUUCCAUCUUACAAACACUACAAUUUAUUUAUGUAACGAUAAUUGUGUUAAGUGAACGUAUACGUUUCGAAGAUUGUUCUCUGUACAAACAGUAACAAUUGUUAAAACAUGUCUUCAAACGGGAUUGUUUUGGUUCUUGUAAGUAUAUUCUAUAUUGGACUAGGACUUCCUGUGAGUAACACAAACCACACACAAGUUAUUUCGGGUAUUGAAAAUGAUGUACUUAAUUUGGCGAAUAGCUGUGAAAACUUGUUUUUAGUAGAAAUGAUGAAAAACAAGAUGGAAAACUGUAAAUUAAUCAGUAAAAAUUCAACAAAAACAGAUUACGAAUGUAAAAUGUUUUAUGAUAUAAACAAUCAAUUAUGUACUGCAUUCGGACGAUCGGAAGUGGAUUUAGAAGGAAAUUUUAAUGCCAAAAUGAGUAUCACUCAGAACAUUGAAACAAUAUGUGAAGAUGCGAAAAAGUGGAAACCUACAACAGUGUACAAACAGGAGUUGGAAAAUUUGUUCAACAAGUUUUCAUUAUGCUUGCAAGUUUGCAAUGUUGACGGCAUGGUUAGUGAAGAUUCAAACUUUUUCUGUAAGUAUUAUAAAUGGGGUUCAGAGAUAUUGUUUAGGCAAGCAAAUGCUGCAACACAUUCAAGUAGUGUGGUUGUUCCAACAAGUUAUGACAGUAAAUCUGAAGUUAAACCUGUUGUUUCCGAAACAACGAAAAAUAUUGGUAGUUCUCAAAAAACCAACAUAGAACCACAAGUGAAAGAAAUGAAGCAGUCUGAGCAAUCAACAAAAUCAGCCACCAGACCAUCUCCAAUUGAACCUGUGCUCCUCGAAGUAUCAAAGGAUAUUUCAGCAUUGCAAAAACCCGAAGUUAGAGAAAAUAAUGAUGAUAAAUCAGUUCCUCCUUCAUCUAAGAGUGAAUCUCAAAAACCUGUAGAAGAACCUGCCUUGAAAUCACCUCCUGAAAAGGAAAAUCAAGAGAAACCUGUUAUUGAAAAUCCCAAACCAGAUGUGCCUCAUGAUCUUGUUGACGAAACUGACAAUGAUAUGGAAAAUGACUUUGGACCUGGUGAACCUUUUUCUGAUCAAGAGAACAUGGAUGAGGAAAUGAAUGCAGACCCAAAAAUUGAAACACAAAAAUCAAAAGAAAAUGAAAACAUAAAUAAACUACCCCUUACAUCAUUUAAUGUUGAUAUCGGACAAAGAGAAAUGGUAUAUCCUAACACAAUUCAGGAUACAUUUGUAGAGGAAGAUGACCACUUCUUCCCAUUCUUCUUGACAACAGUUGUUCUCGUUGGGCUCUUGUACGUUUUGUACCAUAAUAAGAGUAAAGUCACUAAAGUGAUUUUGGGUUUGAUAGUAGAAGGCAGGCAAUCAAAUCGUAGAAGGAACAGCCGAGGCCACGCCUACAAGCGCUUAGACACUCUCGAACAAGCUAUGAGCACUAGCAGUACAGCACCACCCAGCAAAAUCAUAUACUGAAUGCAUUCGUUUAAACAGUUUUACUACCAGCAUCUGAAAAUUUAAUAAUUAUGUACUAUACAGUAUUCUAUGUCUGAUUUACUGUGAAUGAAACUUUUAGAAUGCAUAUUUCCUGUUUACUAUCGAGGAGCAUUACUGAUUAUCAGUUACAUUAUGUUUUAUAAUUAUUGUGUUUAUAAAUUACUAUAAUAUUUUCUCGGCUCAUGCUAGGCAAUGGUAUUUAACUCAUAGAUAUUAUAUUUAUUAAAUUGGCAACUGUACUAUUAUUUUUAAUUUUAGGAUUAAUAAAAUAUUCAUAAUUUAUGUGAUAAAUCAAACUGAAUGCCUGAUGAACAUUAAUUUUUGGUAUAACGCAACAAUUUUUUUAUUGUAUCUUUCUAGUCUUAAUUCCAUUUUACAUUGCAUAUAACUUAAUACAGUGCGUCUUUUGAAUUGAAAUUUAUGAUUAUCAACUAUCUAUUACACUUGGCAAUGAAUUAGUACGAAAUAAGAAGUACAAUAUAUUAUAUGUAGUAGAGGUUAUUAGUAAACAUUUUUCUCUUUAUACUCAAUGAUAUAACUAUUGUUGUGUGAUUUUAGUAUUUAUUUAUUGUUUUUUUUAUGAUUGAGAACAAAAUUUAAGGUGAUGUGGAUCUCCGUAGUUAUUCCGUUUUAUUAUAAGUUAAGUUAUCACAGUUCUGAAAUUCAUAAUCAAUAUUUGGUGUAACAAAUAUUGUUGUGGAAAUAAACUCUUUUGUAAAUUUAUUGCUCUUGUCUAAGAGUGAAUAAUAUUUACAUAUUAUUAAUAGUUAUAAACUAGUAGAUGCUGUUCAAAAUUAUUUUGUAAUCCAAGUAGCCAUAGUUAUAGGUGUAAUAUUAAGGAUUUCUUUGCUUAGUUCUUUUGAUUUUGUGUCCUGAGAUUCAGUUCAUUUCAAAAUUGUAAUUUUAGUGUAAACUAGAGCUUAAAGCAACGUUAAGUAUAUAAUAUUUUAUGUUUCUACCUAUUUGUACUUCUAUUCACAAUAAAGAUUCGAAUACA